Molecule: messenger RNA, 912 nt
Organism: Rotaria sp. Silwood1
Lineage: Eukaryota; Metazoa; Rotifera; Eurotatoria; Philodinida; Philodinidae
Source: the annotation of a GenBank genome assembly
AUGGCCGAAUCAAUACAAUCGGGUAAUAGAUCUCGUUUCACUGAUCUUUACGAUGAACCAAUCGAUCACUUAUUAUGUCCUAUCAAAGGUUAUCAAGAUAAACCACUUGUUUCACUUACAGAAGCCAUCGAACCCGUUGCAGGAUUCUUUAAUGAAAUCGAAGAUAAUGUUUUGGUGGCGUUACAUAAUUGUCAAAAUCCAGCCGAUGAAUUAACUCAACAAGAAUCGGCAUCAAUACAUUUGUACACUAUGGAAUUCGAUGACGGACCGAGUUUAUAUCUUUUACUGAAUGAAUCGUUACGUGCUGAAAGUCGUGAAAGUUUGAAACCAUGGUUUUCAUACCUUAAAUUAUUUUUGACGGCUCUACAUAGACUACCAUCACAAAGCAAGCGUGUAUGGCGUGGUAUUCGUGGCGUUGAUUUAAGUUCAAAAUACAAAACUGGUACGAAAUUUGCUUGGUGGGGAGUUAGCUCUUGUACGGCUGAUAUGAAACUACUUGAAUCCCCAAAAUUUUUGGGUAAACAUGGAAUACGGACUCUCUUUUCCAUUGAAUGUAUCGAUGGAAAAUCUGUCGUCGCUCACUCGUACUUCAAAAAACAAGAAAGCGAAAUUAUUCUUAUGCCAGGCUCAUAUUUUGAAGUCAUUGGUCAAUUAAAUCCGGCACCUGACCUUCACAUUAUUGAAUUGAAACAAAUUCCACCGCCGAUGAUACUCGUUAAACCACCAUUUCCUAAGUCAAAUCAACCAAAAUCAUCAUCAGUUGUACCUAAGCCAACUAAACCUGCUCCAGCGACACCGCCGAUAGAAACAGCAGUGAAACCUAUUCAUACUGUUUCAAAUAAAAAGCCACCAAAUAUAACAGGUAGGAUUGCUUUGACAAUUCUCAUCCUAGUUUGUUUUGCAAUAAAGUAA